Molecule: messenger RNA, 1113 nt
Organism: Daucus carota subsp. sativus
Lineage: Eukaryota; Viridiplantae; Streptophyta; Magnoliopsida; Apiales; Apiaceae
Product: ubiquinone biosynthesis protein COQ4 homolog, mitochondrial
Exons: 3
Coding region: 248-940 (230 amino acids)
Biological process (GO): ubiquinone biosynthetic process
Cellular component (GO): mitochondrial inner membrane
Source: RefSeq, a predicted model, not a curated record
UUAUCAACAACUGCUAAUAAGUUACUGCAACUUAAACCAAACGGCAAACGCCCAUGAAUUCGACCUUGAAUGAUACUGAAACACAAGCAAUAAACCCAGUUAACUAUCGCAGGAUAUAGUGACAACACGUAAGGAAGAGAAGCUGCUAAGAGACCGAGUUAACUCGGUACCAAUCGUUCUCCGUCAAUCAUAACUCGGUACCUUCUUUCUCCAAAUUAUAUAGUAGCAUUCAGCUAGUGAAUCAUACAUGUUAGGCAGCCGAGCUCGUAUUCACCUUAAUGGGUGGCAGCAGGCUGCUGUUGCAGUUGGAUCUGCAGUUGGGGCUUUAUUGGACCCACGAAGAGCAGAUUUGAUAGCUGCGUUAGGGGAGACUACUGGGAAGCCUGCUUUUGAGAGGGUUCUUGAAAGAAUGAAGAGAAGUCCCGAGGGCAGGGCAGUGCUACUGGAUCGUCCCCGUGUCAUUUCUGAGAAAGUGGGACAUGCAUGGGAUUUACCAUCCAACACUUUUGGUGCUGCAUAUGCAAGCUUUAUGGGAUCCAGGAACUUUUCUCCAGAUGACAGGCCGCCGGUUCGGUUCAUGGAAACAGACGAGUUAGCGUACGUAGCUAUGCGUGCACGUGAGGUGCAUGACCUUUGGCACACCCUGUUUGGUCUUCCCACCAAUUUGAUUGGUGAGACAGCACUAAAGGUAAUAGAAUUUGAGCAAAUGCUACUCCCAAUGUGCGUGAUGUCUGUGGUGGGAGGAACAGCAAGAUUCAGCGAGAAGCAGAGAUCAUUGUUUUACCAAGACUAUUUUCCAUGGGCCAUACGUGCUGGUAUGAAAAGCACAGAUCUGAUGUGUAUAUACUAUGAGAAGCACUUCGAUGAAGAUUUGGAAGAUGUUCGGAAGAAAUGGGGAAUAAUUCCUGCUCCUCAGCCCCAUGUUGCUAAAAGCGUCUAGUUAAUCUUUAGGUGGAAGGAUAUGGUCAGACUCGAGUUUUCUUCUGUAUUUGCAUGUAUGUAUAUCAGGUGCAACAUUGUAACUGGCUCGAUUAUGGUUUCUAAAUUCUACUACAAGAAGUAAUAAUCAUCUCUGUAGAAUCCCGUAUUACAUAUAUGCAUAUUACUUAUUCA